Messenger RNA from Neltuma alba, 2225 nucleotides. RefSeq names its product sodium transporter HKT1-like. The record is from RefSeq and is a predicted model, not a curated record. Gene Ontology annotation, biological process: monoatomic cation transport; transmembrane transport. Gene Ontology annotation, molecular function: sodium ion transmembrane transporter activity. The transcript is spliced from 2 exons. NCBI's taxonomy places the organism in Eukaryota, Viridiplantae, Streptophyta, Magnoliopsida, Fabales, Fabaceae. The coding region runs from base 333 to 2039 and encodes 568 amino acids. Gene Ontology annotation, cellular component: plasma membrane.
UGCAAUCCGUUGUCCUACUCCAUCAAAUAUCAGACAUACCUCACACUCCUGUCCCAUCGUUAUUUCACUCCCACAUAUCCACAUGGGGUACGGUGUGAUCAAUAUGUGAAUUUAAAGCUGAACGCAACCGGGAAGAGGUCAAGCUUCUAACCAUGCCCCACUCUGCCUUCUGUUGCAUUCUCAAUCAUACACACCCAAUUCUCCUAUUCAUUCCCUUUCUCAAUCCACCCCGGUUUCGCUGCAACCUCCUACUGCUCUGCCUCCCCCCAUCAAAAACCCAGUUUCAUUCCCUUCCUUCUUAGCGUUCUACGCCCACCACCUUCUUCAGAAACAUGAAUAAUCUUCUCCCUUGGUCUCCAUUAAAAAACAUGCGUCAUCUAUCAUCUCAUCUGGCUGCUCUUGUUACUUUUAGUAACACCCGCCAUCUUCUUCCACUUCUUCAAAAAGUGAAUCGUCUUGUUUGCUCUCCUCUCAAAAACUUGCAUCUCUUUGCUCAUCUCCGCGCUCUCAUCACUUUCUGUAAAUCCCUCUAUCGUCUUCUAGCCUUCCACGUUAGCCCCUUUUUUUUCCAACUCUUGUACUUCAUAAUCCUGUCUCUCUUUGGUUUCCUUGGUCUCAAGGUCUCCAAGCCCAGAAUCCCUGUUCCCGCCAGCGACUUGGAUCUCUUCUUUACCUCUGUUUCCGCAUCCACCGUCUCCAGCAUGACCGUGGUGGAAAUGGAGGCUUUCUCCCAUUCCCAGCUCGUUGUCAUCUUGUUCCUCAUGUUCCUUGGCGGUGAGGUUUUGUCCUCUAUGCUGGACCUUCUAUAUUCUUCCUUCAUUCUCUUUAAGAAACAGAGCCUUAAAGACAGAGAAACCCCUCUUCCGCUCAAACAGCACCCUCCAAUGUCAACUGCCCAUCAAAUCGAGAUUAGUUUAGUUUCUAUGCAAAAACAGAAUGAGGCCUGUACUGUAGAUUGCAGUGAUCCUAGUGUGGCUAAAAAUGAUAAUAUGGGCAGACUGAGGCAAAAUUCCAUUAGAUGUCUUGCUUUUGUGAUCUUGGGUUACCUUAUGGUGCUUCACGUGGCGGGUUCUGGUUUGGUCUCAUCCUACAUGAGAAUCAUGCCAAGUGCAGGACAAGUACUAAGAAACAAAGGGAUCGACAUAUACAUGUUCUCUGUGUUCACCAUAGUGUCCACUUUUGCCAGUUGCGGUUUUGUCCCCACAAACGAAAACAUGAUUGUGUUCAGGCAGAACCCAGGUCUGCUGUUACUCAUUUUGCCAUUUGUUUUUCUCGGGAACACCUUAUACCCGCCAUUCCUGAGGCUUGUGGUUUGGGCUCUGGAGAAAGUUACCAAAAGAGAAGAGUUCUCUUAUAUUCAGAACAAUUACGAGGAGAUGGGUUAUGGCCACAUGCUGUCUUAUGCACAUUGCGUGUGCCUUGUGGCUACUGUUUUUGGGCUGAAUCUGACCCAGUUGGUGCUGUUCUGCUGCAUGGAGUGGAAGUCGGACAGCAUGGAGGGCCUAAAUAGCUAUCAGAAAUUAAUUUCAUCGCUGUUCCAAAUUUCAAAUGCCAGACAUGCCGGUGAAUCUGUUUUCGAUCUUUCUACGCUCUCUUCGGCCACUUUGGUGCUCUUCGUCGUCAUGAUGUACCUGCCACCAUACACGACGUUUCUACCCAGCGCGAGGGACCGUGAAAACGAGGGGAGGAAAGAGAAAAGAAGUCUGAAGGAGUGUCUGCUGUUCUCUCAGUUGUGUUACCUAGUUAUCUUCGUGAUUCUGAUAUGCAUCACGGAGAGGCAAAGCCUGAGAGAAGAUCCCCUCAACUUCAAUGUGUUGAGCAUCACCCUGGAGGUGGUGAGCGCCUAUGGGAAUGUGGGGUUCUCGAUGGGAUAUAGCUGCCAACGGCGUUUGAGACAGGACGCGAAUUGCAGAAACGAGUGGGUUGGAUUUGCAGGAAGAUGGACUAACAAAGGAAAGUCGAUCCUCGUAGUCAUCAUGAUCCUGGGAAGGAUCAAGAAGUUCAACAUAAAUGGCGGCAAGGCUUGGCUUCUCUCCUAGAUGGCCCCCAUGCAUGCAACUUCCUUCCUUCCUUCCUUCCUUCCUUCCUUUUGUAGUAAAUACGGAUCCAUGAACAUAUUUAAGCUCAGCAAGUUUGUCAAGGCUUGUAAUCGCAAUUCGGAAGCUAUGCAUUUAUAGUUUAUAUCCUCAUCAUGAUUUUGACGAAAAUCGUCUCCAAAAUUGAAA